Thelazia callipaeda (thelaziosis nematode) is the source of this 240-nucleotide messenger RNA. The record is from the annotation of a GenBank genome assembly. NCBI's taxonomy places the organism in Eukaryota, Metazoa, Nematoda, Chromadorea, Rhabditida, Thelaziidae.
AUGGAAAAAGAAAUAGUAGAAAGUCUAAACAAUCGACCCAGCUCCCUAAAAAUGCUUCCUUCGUUCAUAAGAGCAGUCCCAAAUGGUACAGAACGAGGAGAUUUUCUGGCCCUCGAUCUCGGAGGAACUAACUUUCGAGUCUUAUUGAUCAAGUUAAAAGGGAGUACAGCUGAAAUGACUGGUAAAGUGUACCGAGUCCCGGAGGAAAUCAUGAGGGGCGUUGGGACUGUGUUUUAUUGA